Molecule: messenger RNA, 3390 nt
Organism: Sporothrix schenckii 1099-18
Lineage: Eukaryota; Fungi; Ascomycota; Sordariomycetes; Ophiostomatales; Ophiostomataceae
Product: choline kinase
Exons: 3
Coding region: 1-3390 (1129 amino acids)
Biological process (GO): phosphatidylcholine biosynthetic process; phosphatidylethanolamine biosynthetic process
Cellular component (GO): cytoplasm
Molecular function (GO): ethanolamine kinase activity; choline kinase activity
Source: RefSeq, a predicted model, not a curated record
AUGUCCAACCCACAGGCGCCGACCAGCUCGCCCCGAUCGGUGCCUCUCCGGUCAGCUCUGCGCGACGAUUCCGACCGGACGCCGCCCUUGAGUGGCCUGACAAAAGUUUGGUGUUUACGGUCUUUCGCGCCAUAUGUAUGGACUUUGGUUUUGGUCUGUCUUUGUCUUAUCUCUGCGCAAUUUCAUGCAUGCAGCUAUAUGCACAUCUUUUUGGUGUUGUGUGCUUACUCGCCCUCACCCCCCGUCGUUGUCCUCGGUCUGGCCCCCGUCGACCUUCAAUCUACCAUAUGCCUCGCAACAAAAAGGGGUCAUGUGGCCCUCGGUGGCCACCUUGCUGCUGCAGUUGCUGCUGCUGCGUGGGGGCUGGCACCUUUGUUGUACUGCAUGGUGGCUAGUGUCGUGUGCCUUUUUGAGAACUCGGCUAGUCACUGUCGCGUGCCUAUUUCAAUGGCUCACCUCCUCCUUAUUAUGACACUCUUUCCUAGUAUUGUCUGGGCUACUCACCAUUCUUCUUUGUCAUUCUCUCAUUUUCCCGCUGGCAGAAUGUAUGUUGACAGCUUUACAGCGGUGCAAAUCGCCGAGCCCGACGUUACGGACGUCCUGGAGCCGCCGCCCGUCGAGGAGCUGCCGCCUCGCAAGCAGUUCACGGUCACAGGAGCUAAGCGCCUCAGCGGUCGGGCGGCCGUCUUGCCGUUACCCGCGUCCUCGCGGAACUCCGUCAGCAGCCAGACCAGUCUCGAUGGCCUGGCCACGUACAUGACUUCGCCGGCGCAGCUGGCCGCCGACGACCCGCGCCAAAACGCCUCGCCCCUCGUGCGGCCGCUCAUCAACCCGCUACAGCAGCACCACCACCAGCAGCGUCACCGCGCCGUCGAUCAUAUCAGUGGCCGCCUCCUCGCCCAGAUUAGCGAGUGGAUCCAGCACGAGCGCAUCAAGAAGGAAACUCGCAAGUCCCGCAAGGUUCGGGCUCACGGCAGCCGCAAGAACCGGUCACCGCCGGCCGAGGACGGUGCCAAGCGGAGCAGCAAGACGAAAGAGCGCCGCGAGCGGCUAGCAGCUGACAACACUGCAGCCGCGCGCGACACCACCUCAGCAGCCGCCGUCGACAAUUGUGACGACGAUGAUGACAUCCCUGUCGGUCAAACCACAGUGUCACGACACCACCGUGCACCAUCGACGGGCUCAGCGUCGAGCGACGUGUCUCUCGACCGCCUGCAACGCAUCAUCGACGACAACAUGUCCGCUCUUGGGAUCGAGUCGAUCUCCAACUAUGUGGGCGGUCUGCGUAUUGGCGGCGGUGGCGGCAGCGGCCUAAGCAGCAGCGGCAUCAGCAACAGCGGACGCCGCCACUCGCGCACGCUGCGCUAUCUCCCCGGUCGCACGGCUUCGUCCGACACCGAAUACAUGGACGGCGACGUGCUGGUGCCGGGCUGCGAUGCCGUCCUGGACAACUCCAAGACGCUCAAGUACUCGACGUCUACGACCAGCAUCCCACUGGCAAGCAGCAGCGGCCGGGCUGCGUCAGACGCCGGGUCCAUCUCGAGCCGGCGCGAGGACAAGGAGCGGCAGGCAUGGUACAAGUUCAAGAACGAAAUCAUUCGCCUGGCACACACACUCCGCCUGAAGGGCUGGCGCAAGGUCCCACUCGACGCUGGCGAGACAAUCACCGUUGAGCGUCUCAGUGGUGCGCUGACCAAUGCCGUCUAUGUGGUGUCGCCUCCCGCAGACCUGGGCGGCGGCGAGCACAGCAACAAUGGCCUGGGCCAGAGCCAGAGCCAGAGCCACAGUGGUGGAAGUGACGCCGGGAUGUCGCCCCUGGUCAUGCCAUCGGGCUUGACACCCUCCAGCAGCACGCUCAGUUUGGCGGGUGGCAGCGGCAAGACCGUGCUGCCGAACAAGCUGUUACUUCGCAUCUACGGCCCACAGGUGGAGCACCUAAUCGACCGUGAGAAGGAGCUCAGCGUCCUACGCCGUCUGGGACGCAAGAAGAUCGGUCCUCGCCUGCUAGGCACCUUUGCCAACGGCCGCUUCGAGCAGUUCUUCAAGGCAACAACGCUGACAGCGGCCAACCUCCGCGAGCCUGAGACUUCCAAGCAGAUUGCCAAGCGAAUGCGCGAGCUGCACGACGGUGUCGAACUGCUCGAGGAGGAGCUGGACGCAGGCCCCACUGUGUGGCGGAACUGGGACCGCUGGUUGGACACGGUGGAAGCCACAAUCACGUUCCUCGACCGGGAGGUGCGCCUCGGUGCAGAGCGCGAGCGCCUGCAACGGCAGGCUGCCCAGGACGGCGCUCCCGUCCCCAGCGACGCGGCGUUGCCGCCGCAGACCGGCUCGUUUAUCGACACCUGGAAGUCGAGAGGCUACGUGUGCGGCGUGGAGUGGCCCAAGUUCAAGGCGCUUCUCGAAAAACAUCGCGAGAUGGUGAAGAGUUACUACGGCGGAUCGCGAAGGAUCCGAGACCGCUUAAUCUUUGCCCACAACGAUACACAAUAUGGAAACAUUCUGCGCAUUCGCCCCGACGAACGGUCGCCGCUGCUGCAGCCCGAGAAUGAGCACAAGCAGCUGAUUGUCAUUGACUUUGAGUACGCUUCGGCCAACCUUCCGGGCAACGAGUUUGCCAACCACUUCACUGAGUGGACAUACAACUAUCACGACAGCGUAGCCUCGCACGUCUGCUUCGCCGACCGCUAUCCGACGCCCGAGCAACAGCGCCGAUUCAUCCGUGCCUACGUCGACCACCGCCCCGAGUUCCCGCACCAGUGCGCCAGCAGCACACCGCGCUUCGGCCCCAUGUCGCUGCCGCCUCUGCCACCUCUACUGGAGCAGCCGCUCUCCGGGCCUGUGCUGUCUGCCGGUGUGCAUUCGGCCGGCACCGCCUCGGCACCGCCCACGUUGCCGUCGGCCCAAACUCUGCCGAAUCAGUCGAUCUCGCACACAGCCUCCUCGGCCAGCUCGAUUGUCGACUUUAUGCUAGACGCGCGCGCGCCGCCGGGUGGUUGGAUGGAGGAGGAGCGCCGGCGCGAAGAGCUGCUGGAGCGGCAGGUCGAUGAGCUCAUGGAAGAGACGCGGCUGUGGCGCGCUGCCAACAGUGCCAUGUGGGUGGCCUGGGGCAUUGUGCAAGCGAAGGUGCCCGGAUUCAGCCUGCCGCCCAAGGAGGGCUCGUCGUCUGCUGCCUCUGUUCUUGCGAAGGAUCACGACGACGAUAUUACGAUUGACGGCAAGGCCGUCGAGGCCGAUGACGCUACCGAGCCCGAAGAGGAGUUUGACUACCUCGGCUACGCGCAAGAGCGUGCGUUCUUUGUGCUAGGCGACUGCAUCAAGGCGGGCCUGUUGCAGCUGGACGAGCUGCCGGCCGACGUGCAGUCGAAGGUGAAGAUGAUUGAUUACUAG